AUGCAGCUGCUGCGGGAUGUGCGGGCUUUCCAGGAAGCGAUCCUGCGCGAGGAUGGCAGACCAGACACAGUCGUCCUGGCCUCCAAGCUUGCAGCGGUCGGCUACAAGCUCACCAUCAGGACAGCCCUCGGGGGCGGCUCUGGGCGCUCCUGCUUCCACAACCUGCACCACGAAUUCCUGCUGGUGUCUGGGGACCCAGAGUUUGGAGUCCCCCAAGAAAAGGAGUACCUCAUAGACCCCUACUUCAGGGAUCAGUUCCACAUCCCACAGCCGACGCCAGCAUACGAGGAGCUGAUGCGGCUGCUGCCGGCAGAGUACGUGGGCACAUCAGCGCGGCUGGUGCCUCUCGUGCAGCUGCUGUGCGAGGAGAUGGGCGCUGCUUUCGAGGCUCGUGCCAUGACCUGCCCACCCUGGCGCCAGGCCAAGGCCAUGCUCUCCAAGUGGCUCCCCACCAAGGUGAGGGACGUGGGCGUGAGUUCACCGCGCGCGAGUGACAGCUGGAACGACAUGCUCAGCGCAGGAGUGUCGCCCACAACUCCUCUUGACCAGUACCAUCCGCGCCUGCACAGCACCGGCUGCUCCCCAUCCGGCCACAGCGCCAGCUUUGCCACCUGGUGGAACAAGCCGGCAGCUGCCAGCAAAGGGGAAGCGGACAACAGCGUCUCUGCGGCCAGCAGCCCAGGCAGCAGUAUCAAGCUGGAACGCAGCACAUCGCUCCUCUCGCGCAACCUCGCCUCCAAGGCGAUGGCGGAUCAGGCUGCAAAGGCUCAGCAGGCGGCCAAGCCAACUCUGGCGGCUCAGUUGCAGGCAGCGAACCUGGAGCGCUUCCUCAGCGAUGAGCACCCGCCCAUCCGCAGAGUCAAGAUGGUCGGCCUCAAAGCAGGGCUCCUCGUCAGCUGA
Molecule: messenger RNA, 900 nt
Organism: Coccomyxa subellipsoidea C-169
Lineage: Eukaryota; Viridiplantae; Chlorophyta; Trebouxiophyceae; Coccomyxaceae
Exons: 5
Coding region: 1-900 (299 amino acids)
Source: RefSeq, a predicted model, not a curated record